This is a messenger RNA of Helianthus annuus (common sunflower), 1269 nucleotides long. RefSeq lists its product as uncharacterized. The transcript has a single exon. Lineage: Eukaryota; Viridiplantae; Streptophyta; Magnoliopsida; Asterales; Asteraceae. The record is from RefSeq and is a predicted model, not a curated record. The coding region runs from base 1 to 1269 and encodes 422 amino acids.
AUGGUUUUAACCAUUGCUCUUUCUCAGUCUUGGCAGGUACACCAAUUGGACGUGACAAACGCAUUUCUUCACGGUAACCUACAAGAAACAGUUUACAUGUAUCAACCUAUGGGGUUCAGGGACAAGAAUUAUCCUGAUCAUGUAUGUCGACUCAAGAAGUCUUUAUAUGGGUUGAAACAGGCACCUUGGGCGUGGUACCAACGCUUUACCGACUAUGUUCUCACCUUGGGAUUUGUGCAAAGUAAAUGUGACGCUUCUCUAUUCACUUUUCAUCAGGGUUCACAGGUUGCUUAUCUUCUAUUAUACGUGGACGACAUCCUGCUGGUCACCUAUUCCGACACACUUCACGGCAAUUUAAUGUAUCAUCUCGCUAAGGAAUUCGCCAUGAAAGAUCUCGGCCCUCUUCGCUUCUUCCUUGGCAUCUCCGUUACGCGCCACAAGAACUCUAUGUUUCUCUCUCAACAGUCAUAUGUUAAGGAAAUUAUUGAGCGAGCCGGCAUGACAUCUUGCAACCCCGUUCAUACCCCGGUUGACACGCUUGCCAAACUUAGUGCCAAUGCCGGAACAGAUUUUCAUGACCCCACUUUAUAUCGCAGUCUGGCAGGUGCUCUUCAGUACCUAACUUUCACUCGCCCGGAUAUUAGUUACGCUGUACAACAAAUAUGCAUCCACAUGCAUGCCCCGAAAACGGAUCACUGGAAUGCUCUUAAACGUAUUAUUCGCUACAUCCAAGGUACUACAUCCUUUGGUCUUACGCUCGGCCCAUCCACAUCCCCUCAACUAAUUGCAUACACGGAUGCUGAUUGGGCCGGAUGCCCUGACACUCGUCGGUCUACUAGCGGCUAUUGCGUUUAUUAUGGUGAUAACCUUAUAUCUUGGUCCUCUAAACGGCAAGCUACUAUUUCUCGUUCAAGUGCCGAAGCUGAAUAUCGAGGUGUGGCUAAUGUCGUUGCAGAAGUUUGCUGGCUUCGCAACCUUCUUCUGGAGUUACAGCGCCCCCUGUCUCGUGCCACACUUGUUUAUUGUGAUAAUGUUAGUGCCGUUUACCUUUCCGGGAAUCCAGUCCAACAUCAACGCACUAAACAUAUUGAGCUUGACAUCCAUUUCGUUCGUGAAAAGGUUCACCGGGGUGAGGUUCGCGUUCAUCAUGUUCCUUCACGUUAUCAGAUUGCUGACAUCUUCACAAAAGGCUUGCCACGUGUUCUAUUUGAAGAUUUUCGAGCCAGUCUAAGCCUUCGGUCACCUCCGGCUUUGACUGCGGGGGUGUAA